This is a messenger RNA of Penaeus monodon (black tiger shrimp), 421 nucleotides long. Its product is annotated as ctenidin-3-like. The coding region runs from base 35 to 421 and encodes 128 amino acids. The transcript is spliced from 3 exons. NCBI's taxonomy places the organism in Eukaryota, Metazoa, Arthropoda, Malacostraca, Decapoda, Penaeidae. The record is from RefSeq and is a predicted model, not a curated record.
UGUCUCCCCUGCGAAGUCAGCUGAACAGCCAGUCAUGAUCCUUCCCCGUCCUUUGAUCGUGGUUUUGGCCUUAAUGGCAAUGGUUUACUCGGCGAAGGCUGGUGGAGGCGGAUACGGGAGCCGAGGAGGCGGUGGAGGAGGUGGCUUUGGUAAUUCCGGAGGAUUAAGUGGCGGCGGAGUAGGGUUUGCUGGACAGGGUGGAGCUGGUGGAUUUAGCGGAGGUGCUGGAGGAGUAGGUGGAGGAGCCCGAGGAUUUAGCGGAGGAAGCGGCGGACGAGGUGGAGGCAGUGUCGUCCGCGCGCCCUUGGUCGGCGUUGGCGUUCUUCCUAGCGUCGGCGGCAGUUCAGGCUUCGGCGGCGGCAGCGUGGGCGGCGGUGGCGGUUUCGACGUUCUCUGUGUCACAUCUCACAAUAAACAUUAA